Messenger RNA from Chenopodium quinoa (quinoa), 1755 nucleotides. RefSeq names its product protein FAR1-RELATED SEQUENCE 5-like. Lineage: Eukaryota; Viridiplantae; Streptophyta; Magnoliopsida; Caryophyllales; Amaranthaceae. The transcript is spliced from 2 exons. The coding region runs from base 1 to 1755 and encodes 584 amino acids. Gene Ontology annotation, molecular function: zinc ion binding. The record is from RefSeq and is a predicted model, not a curated record. Gene Ontology annotation, biological process: regulation of DNA-templated transcription.
AUGACUGGAAUUAAAGGGCAAGUGAUAGAGGCCAUGCAAGAAUCUGGACUAAGACCUAUGGAAUCCUUUAAUUACAUGUCAAAUGAAGCUAGAGUAGAAGAUGCUAUUGGUCAUACAGUGAAAGACCACAUGAAUUAUUGUUAUAAACUGAAAUUAAAGGCCAUUGAAGGAGGAGAUUCUCAAGUAGUUUGUGACAAACUACAGGAAACUUAUUUUGAGGACCCUAACUUCUUUUUCAGAGUAAGGUUGGAUUCAUAUGGAAGGGUUUGUAACUUGUUUUGGAGGGAUUCCAUGAUGCUUGAAGAUUACAAAAUAUAUGGGGAUGUCACUGUAUUUGACACCACAUAUAGGACGAAUCGUUACAACCUCAUCUGUGCACCCUUUGUAGGAAACAACCACUGGAAGAACACUAUGUUUGCUUGUUCUUUUAUUGGUGAUGAGACCACAAAUUCAUUUGUGGGGCUAUUUGAGACCUUCAAAAAGGCAAUGGGUGGUAAAUGUCAUGUCUCACUGUUUAUAGACCAAGAUGCAGCCAUGCUAGCAGCAAUACCAAAGGUAUUUCCAAAUACUAGACAUAGAUUAUGUCUAUGGCACUUGAUUCAAAAUGUUGUAACAAGAUUUGGAGUUUUAAAGAGUGAUGACACAUUCAAAGCUGCUUUCAUGAAAUGCUUGAGUGGUUGUAUUACUGAAGCUCAGUUUGAAGUAUGUUGGGAUUCAAUGACGACAAAGUACAAACUGAAAAACAAUAGUUGGUUCAAAAGGUUAUACUCACUAAAGCACAAGUGGUCAACAGCUCUAAGUAAGGACUUUUCCUGCGCGGGAAUCUUGUCAUCACAGAGAAGUGAGAGCACAAAUCAUGCAGUGGGAUUCAAAGCAAACAAGAAAACAAAUUUGACAGAAUUCUACAACAUAUUUCAGAAGACAGUGAAGACUUGGAGAAGGAAUGAGGAUUUUUAUGAGUUCAAUAACAUAAAAUCAAUUCCUACUUCAAGCUAUCCAAUGUCUGUCUUACUAAAACAUGAUGCUGAGAUUUAUACACAUACAUUAUUCAGGGACUUUGAAGAAGAAUUCAACCUAGCCAUUGGAUCUCAAACUAAACUGCUAUUCAUUAAUGGAGACAAAAUGGUUUACCAAGUGUACCUUGAAGGCAGAGAUGGCACAACUCAAGCAGUAACUUAUGAUCCAAUUAAUCAAACAAUUCAAUGUCCAUGCAAGAAUUUUGAAGAGUCGGGUUGUUUAUGCUUCCAUAGCCUUAGAAUCUUACACAUGCAUUCUAUUGAAACAAUCCCAGAGCAAUACAUAUCUUUCAGGUGGACUAAAAUGGCUAAGGAUAAAGUUUGGGAAAUUAUGGAGGCAGAGCAAAGGAUGAAGGGGACAUUAAACAACUUCACACCCUGGCGGCUACACAUGAUUAGGAAGUAUUAUAGUUUAAUCCUUAAGAGCCACAAGUUUAAACAAGCAAGGAAAGUCUUAGAAGAAAGCUUUACAAAAGAUUCAAGUGCAAUUGAUGAGAUUAUUUCUGCUAUGAAGUCAACUGACAACCAUUAUGAGAACACUACAUGUGUAAAAGAGAAUUCAGAGCCAACUUCAUCUAGUGUGGUUCAAGUACUAGACCCAGCUCGUGCAAAAACUAAAGGAAGCCAAUCAAAUAAAAGGAUUCUAGGAAGCUAUGACUACAUGAAAAAGGGGAAGAGGAGGAAGCAUAGAGAAUUUGGUGCCAAAACACCAAAUAUUAAUAAUAAGUAUAUGCUCUGA